AUGGAACCUCGUCAAUUGGGACAAACGAAAAAGCAAGAUCUUCAGUAUCCUUCUAGUACAGCUGCAUCGGUGGAUCAGGUAAAACAUUCUACUGCGACGACUACGAAGAAGAAUUUUUUGGUUACUGCUUCGCAGUCAAAGGAAACGACAAACAAUAUGACAGUCAAGCAUGCGGUACUAGCUACAGGCUACAUGUUAUCGGCGAUCGUGAGGAAAUCAAAUGGAUUACAGGUGCUAGGAGGUCUCAACACCGUGCCGUAUAUCAAUUUGAUAAAUACGAUAGACGAAUUACAAAAAAUAUGA
Ostertagia ostertagi is the source of this 303-nucleotide messenger RNA. Lineage: Eukaryota; Metazoa; Nematoda; Chromadorea; Rhabditida; Trichostrongylidae. The record is from the annotation of a GenBank genome assembly.